AUGCAUUCCCUUUGGUUCCUUUUCUGUUUUGUUACUGUGGCGCUUGCCGCAUGCCGGACCACUGCUCCGCCUGGUGCUCUUGUGGUGAGCAAGAACGGCACUGGAGGGUACCGCACCAUUCAAGCUGCGGUUGAUGCCCUCUCGUCCUCUGCCGUGAAAGAGCAGAGCAUCUUCAUCGGUGCCGGGACCUACAAGGAGCAAGUCUAUGUUCCCAAGUUGAAGGGACCUCUUUCGAUCUUGGGCUACACGGUUGAUGAGAGCACCUACAAGAAAAAUGUUGUCUUCAUCGAGGCGGGCGAAAGCCAGGAGACGCAACCGAACAACGAUGCCACUGCAACACUCAGAGUCCACACGAGUAACUUCAAGCUCUACAACGUCAACGUAGUGAACUCGUAUGGGGAAGGGAGCCAGGCUUUGGCGCUUUCUGCAAACGCUGCUGGACAAGGAUACUACGGAUGCUCGUUCACUGGCUUCCAAGACACGGUGCUCGCCGAAAGAGGUGCUCAACUCUACGCCAGGUCAUACAUUGAAGGCGCGACAGACUUCAUCUUCGGCCAAUACGGAGAGGCGUGGUUCGAUCAGUGCGAUAUCCKCGUGCUUCAGGCGUCCAAGGGUUACAUUACUGCCAGUGGACGCAAAACUUCAGACAGCCCGAGCUAUCUCGUCAUUAACAACUCAACCGUGGCCGCUGCAGCUGGAAACACUGUAGAGAGUGGCGCAUAUUACCUUGGUCGGCCUUGGGGUCAGUAUGCCCGCGUGGCAUUCCAGUCAACCGAUAUGACGGCAGUUGUCAACCCCGCCGGAUGGUCUAUCUGGAACAAGGGCGAUGCAAGAACUGAAAAUUCGCAGCUCGGGGAGCAUGGCAAUACCGGAGCUGGCAGCAAAGGAGCGAGGGCGAGCUUCGGUGAUAAGCUGAGCAAGCCAGUCGCGAUCGCAGACAUACUGGGUACUGAUUACGAGAGCGUUAGCUGGAUGGACCUGAGAUACCUGGGCUGA
Molecule: messenger RNA, 996 nt
Organism: Ramularia collo-cygni
Lineage: Eukaryota; Fungi; Ascomycota; Dothideomycetes; Mycosphaerellales; Mycosphaerellaceae
Product: related to pectinesterase precursor
Exons: 5
Coding region: 1-996 (331 amino acids)
Biological process (GO): cell wall modification
Molecular function (GO): pectinesterase activity
Source: RefSeq, a predicted model, not a curated record